UGGUGUUGGAGGAAAAAAACACAGCAGCAGCCCCAUCAUCAGCAGACGCCAGCGAUCAGGAAGCUUUCUGAGGUAUGGUCCCGUGCUGAUGGCGCACUCUGAGCUGUUUGUGACAAGAGCGCCCCCUGUGGAGGGGAGAGCUGUGGAGCUGGAUGUUCUGAGCUUCCUGGACUCUUUUGGGGACGAAAACAGCACCGCAGAGAGAUGCUACCGCUCGCACUCCCGCAGCAGCGUCCUCCAGGGUCUGCCAUUUGGAGGGAUACCCACUGUCCUCGCCAUCAAUGUCGUGCUUUGGAUGUUCCUGUUGCUCAUCUUCUCCUGUCUGAGGAAGGCUGCUUGGGACUAUGGCCGCCUGGCUCUGCUCAUGGAGAAUGACAGUCUCACGUCUUUGUUUUAUGGAGAACCAAGUGAGAAAGAGAAGUCUCCAUCAGAGUCCAGCCCCUCUGACUCUGAGACCAAGGACAUGGGCUUUUGCUCGUGGCUCUCAUCACUUUGCCAUAUGAAGGAUGAAGAGAUCCGUAGCAAAUGCGGCAUCGAUGCUGUCACAUACCUGUCCUUCCAGCGCCACAUCAUCCUGCUCAUGACAGUGGUUUGCCUGCUGUCUUUGGCCGUGAUCCUGCCGGUCAACUUUUCCGGGAACCUCCUGGGAGACAGUCCUGAAAACUUUGGAAGAACAACACUGGCUAAUGUUAGCGCAAAGGACAGCUUUCUGUGGCUCCACAGCAUCUUUGCUCUGGUCUACUUCAUCAUCACAUUGCUGUGUAUGGCUCACCACUUGAUCCGGCUGGAGUACAGAGAGGACGAGAAGGUAGCCAGGACACUGAUGAUAACCUCCAUACCAAGAGAGAUCUCUGACCCAGGACUCAUCACCAAACACUUCCAUGAGGCCUACCCCAGCUGUACUGUCACUGAUAUCCGUUUCUGCUAUGAUGUCCACAAGCUGAUGAGGCUGGACUUAGAGAGGCGCAAGGCAAUGAAAGGAAGGCUGUACUUUGCCACAAAGGCCCAAAAGGAUGGAAAGAUCAUGAUCAAGACUCACCCGUGUGCUCAGAUAUUCUGCUACGACAUCUGUGGCUUUGAGAAGGUGGAUGCAGAACAGUACUACAGCGAGUUAGAGGAGAAGCGUACGGAUGAGUUUAAUGCUGAGAAGAACCGCAUCUCCAUGAAGAGGCUGGGCAUCGCCUUUGUGACUUUUCGUGAUGAGAGGAUGACUGCUGUGAUUGUGAAGGACUACGGUUUCGUUCGCUGCCGCCGCAGACCGCAGCAGUCCAGCAUCACCACUGUGGUGCAGUCGCACAAAUGGGGGGUCAGCUAUGCACCUGCACCUAGUGACAUCAUCUGGGAGAACCUGUCAGUGUGCGGAUCUCGCUGGUGGCUCCGCUGUGUUCUCCUCAACAUCCUCCUCUUCCUGCUGCUCUUCUUCCUCACCACCCCUGCCAUCAUUGUCAACACAAUGGACAAGUUCAACGUCACAAGGCCCGUGGACAGUCUGCGGAGCCCUGUCAUUACCCAGUUCUUCCCAACCCUCCUGCUUUGGGCGUUUUCGGUGCUCCUGCCCUUCAUCGUCUACUACUCAGCCUUCUUUGAGUCCCACUGGACCAGAUCUGGUGAGAACCAAGUAACAAUGCACAAGUGUUUUUUCCUGCUGGUCUUCAUGGUCAUCAUCCUGCCCUCACUUGGUCUGUCCAGCCUGGACCUUUUCUUCACAUGGCUCUUUGAUGUCCACUUCCUGGAUGAGAAGGAGGUCAAAUUCCAGUGUGUGUUUCUUCCCGACAACGGUGCAUUCUUCGUAAACUAUGUGAUUACAUCCAGCCUGAUCGGCACAUCCAUGGAGCUGCUUCGUAUCCCAGCGCUGACGGUGUAUGCCCUCCGCCUCUGCUUCGCCAAGUCCCAAGCUGAGCGCAUUCAUGUUAGACGGAGUCAGGCCUAUGAGUUCCAGUUUGGCCUGGAGUACGCCUGGACCAUGUGUAUCUUUGCAGUCAGUAUGACCUACAGCAUCACAUGUCCCAUUAUAACGCCCUUUGGUCUCCUUUAUGUGAUCCUGAAGCACAUGGUCGACCGAUACAACAUCUACUAUGCAUAUGUUCCCACCAAACUCAGCCAGCGGAUCCACAGAGCAGCCAUCAGCCAGGUUAUCCUGGCUCCCAUCCUCUGCAUGUUCUGGCUGCUCUUCUUCUCUGUGCUCAGAUUAGGUCCAAUGCAUCCCAUCAGCCUCUUCACCAUAGUGUCCCUGCUCUCCUGUAUUGCCUUCUCCCUCUUCCGCUUGUGCCUUAGGAAGCAACCAGACAAGUCGACAAGCUACCAGAUGUCUGAUCAGCCUGCAGAGGGGACGUUCAGUGAUGGCGACAGAUCUACUGUAACAUCCACCACUGCCUCCAGUCUGUUUGUGGCAUCCGUGCUGCUGGAGCCAGAGCUGGCUUUGACUCCCAUGCCCUCCCCAGCCCACCACAGCUACGGCGCCAUGGCCAGCUCCCAGAGUUCAAGCCACGGCCCGGCAGAGGAAGAGGAGUGCGAGGAGGACCACGCCCAGACUCAUGAGACUGAGCUUCAAGAUCCCCCAGACCCCUACUGCUCCAGCCCACUAAUGGACAGCCCCGUUGGGUUCCACUAACGCCAAAUCCCCCCGAGCUAAUUCCACGUGUCCUUCACCUGUGGAUUGCUAAACGCCGCAAUGCUGACCUCAGACUCCAACUUAGCUGCCUCAGACCCUGAGACCAGACUGGGCUUGUUAGAGAGGAUGGGGAAGCUGAUGUGGAAAGAAGCUUAAGAAUACAGGAGCACGAUCCAUGUAAACAUCACUAUCUAUAUAUAUAUAGACAGCAGUUUGCCAAAACAUCUCGUGAACCUGUCUCAUGGACACAAACAUCAGUCUCCACAGAAGACAUCCCUAAAUGUACAGAUUAUUUUAGUUAAACUAUUGGAUGCUCUGUGACAGGGAUUCUUCUUCUAUGGCUUCAUUUGCAAGUUAAAAAGGUUAAAAGAGACUGGGGUGGAAUUGCCUUGGGGUUGCUAUCACAGAUACUCUGUUCAUACUUGCCACUUGGACAUGAGCAGAGGUGAAAGUUCCCAUCAGAGUGGGUGGUGUGAGCAGGCUUGCCCCAGCAGACUGACAGAGUGGUCUGGGUGCGAGUGAUAUCUGGUUCCUCGGCGGCAGAGCUAGAGGAGGCUGAGGGUGAGGGCAGCUAGUUGUGAAGCCAUCUGCAGUGAGAGAGCAGACAGACGGAGGGCCAAGAUGUACUGUAAGAUAUGUACACACUCUCCAAGGAGGCACAAGCAGCUUGACUGUACCUGCAGCUUGUUGUAACUAUUAUCAAUUUAAGGUUGCUAUUUUUGCUACAGUAUUUUUGGUGUCAUUGAUAUUGUGCUUUGGGUUUGGGGCGUGGGCUACUGGAGGUUGUAUAAGGAUUUGCAGAACUGUCCCAUCUUAAUCAGACUUUUCCCUUAUUAUGCUGUUUUGACUAUGUAUGUGAUCCAAUUAAAUUUUUGCUUAUUAUUUAGAAGAAAUAGUUCAACAUUUUGCUUUGACUAGUUUGCUUAAUGGCAGAGAGUUAGAUGAGAAAAUCGAUACCAUUCUUAUGUCUGUACGGUACAUAAGAAGCUACAACCAGUUAGCCUAGCUUAGCAUGAAGACUGGAAACACUCACGUCACUACAGUAACUUAUUGAAUUCUACUUGUUAAAAAGUAGCAACUUCAGAGACUGAAAAUGAAGCCGACGCAGUGCUGAAAACUGCAGUUCCUCAAAUGGCCACUUGAGGCUGGCUCCAAAACAGUCUCCACAGACCCCCAUGUUACAAUGCCCAACUUUACAGUAGAAAUAAACAUGUUUACAGCCUAGUACAAAAACUUUUCCGGUCUUUAUAGCUAAUUCCAACAUUAAUGACAACUGUAUGUUUGUGAGUUUGUAUUUAACUCACCCAUUCACUUUUUUUCUGAAGGCCUAAAGUUACGUAUAAUUAAGGGUGGAGCCGGUGGAGUGACCGGCUGUCUGCAAGGCUUCACCACAGUCUAUGAGUCAGAUCCACCCCUCGCUCCUCAACAGCUCCACAAUCUUUCCAAAUAUGGUUACCUCGGGUCACUUAUGACUCCAAAAAUCAAAGAAAGUGAUGGACAUAAUGCGGAACAGGAGUCCAUUAUUUUUAUACAGUUUAUGAUUGUCACCAAGCCCCAAAUAAGUGUGCCAGGCUUUGAAGCCAAUUUUACAUAGUGGCCAAACAUAGAAUUACAGUGUCAGGGUCUGUCACUUGAUGCCAUGGGCUCAAAAAGACUUUUUCCUGUAGACUUAAAUUGUGAAAGAAACGUCUGUAAGUCAGUGGAUAAAUGUUUUUGAGUGUCACAACCCCUGCAAAAUGAGUUGUUUAACUAUUGGGAUAUGAUACAGUCAAUCCGAUAACGUUCGAAAGUCGAGAAGAGCCACACAAUUAAAUCACUUUAUCCUCACUCAAGUUAGCGGAGUGCUAAACUGAAAGUUAGCCGCUGUUCUAUGGAAAAUUCAGGUAAUUUCAUCCCACAAAAAUCAAGCUUUAUCAGCUUCAUGUGCCACUGAGCCCCCCCAAAAAACAUACAUUUUACACAUUAGUUUUACUAUGAAUUAAACAAAUGUGAUAUAGCAUGUUAUUUAUUAAGCUUUAAAGGUGCUUUAUUGUGCUUUGUUUCCUGUGGACGGAGCCAGGCUGACUGUUCUCCCCCAUUUCCAGUCUUUAUGCUAAGUUAAGCUAAGUUGCUUAUAUCAGAUAGUUUAUAUCAUCUAACUCUCAGCAAGCAAACAAAAUUUGUUUCUUUUCCAAAAUGUUGAACUAUUCCUAUAAGUUGUGUGAGCUAUGGAAAAAUUAGAAGCACAUCCUGAAAUUGGAACAUUUUGAAAAUAUGCUGAAAGUAACUACACGGUAUGUUACCUCUUAAACUAUUAUGUUGCCAUAAUGGCUCCAAUUUAUUUAUUUGUUUAGUGUUGGUAAAUGUUUGUGCUAAAAUUACAUUUUCUCCCCAAAUACAAACAGUAAAAAUCAAGCACUACCAUACUGUACCAUGGUUUUAGUUGCAUUAAUGUAUUCUGUGUGACACGCCACUGCAUGUUAUGUUGUAUAAAUGAGGUAUGCAUUUCUAUCCUUAUUCAUAAUAUCCAGUUUUAUGUGCUAUUUUCAUUAGUUUGCUGUCUGUGUGUUUGCAGGUUUUGUAUUUUGGAGUUGUUUUUAUUUGAUGAAAGUUUUUCUCAUGAAACUGAAUGUAAAGUGAUUGUAGUUCAUUCAUUUCUCUUGCUGUGCCUUGAACAAACACUCCUUUUUGUGUGACAAUCCAGCAUGGCCUGAAAUAUGCUGCAUGGACUGAAAACUAAAGAGUGGAGAAACAUCUAAGAGAUGAAAACACAACAACAAACGCAUAAACAACCCAGAGUAGUGAUUUUCAUCACACAGUCAAUGGGUAGCUCAUUCUGUUUGUCACGAGACAAGCAGUAGGCUCAUUCCACUAACAUACUGACAAAACAAUCUUCAAGCACUUAAUACCAUUUUCUGGAGCUUUCAAACCAUAUCACAUGGUCUUCAUCUGCAAGUUAGUUUGUCACAGAAUUGUGGAUGAAAAAACUUUCCACUUUUCAGUGCAUGUUUAGGAGUUUUCUCCAUGUUUGACAGCACAUUCUUGACUAUGCUAAAAAAGAAAAAGAAAGCUCUACUCGAGGUCCACUUACUUGCUCUUUGUGGAACUUUAAACGUCUAAUGUGGAGGAUUUAGAGUCAUCCAAUGCUAACAUUAACAUUGUCGCCUCACAGCAAGAGGGUUCCUGGUUCAAAAUUAGGGUAGGGGUUUCAAAUCCCAGGGUGGAGAGUCCUUCUGUGCAGAGUUUGCAUGUUCUCCCCAUGUUUUCUCUGGGUACUCCGGCUUCCUCCCACAGUCCAAAGACGUGCAGGUUAAUUGGUGACUCUAAAUUGGCCGUAGGUGUGAAUGUGAGUGUGAAUGGUUGUCCGUCCCUAUGUGUCAGCCCUGUGAUAGUCUGGUGACCUGUCCAGGGUGUACCCCGCCUCUCGCUCAGUGUCAGCUAGGAUGGGCUCCAGCCCCCGCACCCCCUAACAGGAUAAGCGGUUACAGAAAACAGAUGUAUGAAUAAGAAUAGUUGUGUGUUUGUUACCUUAGAAUGAGCCAUGCAUAUCUUUAUACAGAGCAGGUCCUCUUCCACGGAGUCUGCCAUUUUGUUCUACAGUAGCCCAGACAAAUCAAACACUAACUCUAGACUGAGCCAUUUGCUUUUUCACAUUGACAACCCUAUCUCUCUGACAUGCUCUGCUAGAUACCAGACCCCAAGAUGGCGCCUGUUCAGUCCAACGGAGUUGCUUGCCAGGCACAUACACCAGUAAAAGUUUUUCUACCUGCCGGAGUGUUAUGCUGCAGUAUCCAGUCCAUUGAAUAUGCACAGUAGUGUUUUUCCCGCUGGCCCCGUCUGAGUUCCCACUUAGCUCAUAGAUUUUACAUUGUGGUGACAUCACAGAUUUUCAAAUAUCUUUUCUUGGGUCAAGGAAGGUUUUACAAAUAUAAAACCUCUAUAGAUCAAAAGUCCAUAAUAGAGAGAGUCAUAGUUUACCCUGUUUGCACUUCGAGGUGUCCUGUUAUCAGGUUUUCAGAUGUCCCUUUUACAAUGGUAGUCUUCGGGGAAAGUGCUGCAGGGGAUUUUUUUUCACUGCAAUACUGCAAGUGACCACUAGUAAACUACUGCUACGUGCCACUAAAUCGUACACACUGGACCUUUAAGAGUAAACUGUAAUGGUCAACUUGUGCAGCAGCAUGGACGCUGAGAAGUCCUAAAGAUGCCCAGGAUAAUAGAAAGUUUGAAGGUCUACAGAUCAGUGACAGCGAAGCAAACUUGCUUGCUGAUGAAAACCAACACUGUCAACACUAGGCAAACUUACUGUGUGUCUUUACAUCACAGCAGUUGCAUCGCUUUUUUAAGCUUUGCAUUGUGUACUUGUCGGUGCCUUGUUGUCGAUUUCAAUCAGUUUCUCAACUGUUGUAUUCUUUGAUUAUACAGAACAUAUACGAUCUAUGGCCAAUCUAAAAUCUUUUAAAGUGGUUUAAUCCAGUGUCAUUCGCUUGUGUGUGAUUUCUCUGUAGGUUGUUUUAAUUGUAACAUGUUUGAUGAACAGUGAUAGCACUGUCUAGAUCAGUUCAGCAUAUCUUCUGUCAGAACAGCUGAAAAAGCUUCUUGAUGUCCAGUCCUGUUGUUUUAGUCCAUUUUAUGUUCUGUAUGAAGGUUUAAUAUAGUUGAAUCAUAUAAAAUCACAGGCCAGUACUUUCAUAAAAACUGAUGGCAUAUUAUUGCCUAAAAUGAAAUGCACUUUGCUCCAUUUCACAAGGAAUCUAAUUCUAGCUCCUUGUGCUGUAUAAAACAGAUGAAAGCUGGCAGCAGAGAGAAUGAAGUGGUCAGUGCUGAGAAUCAUGAAGUAAAAUCUAUUUGGGAAAAAAAACAAAACAUCAAAGAGCAUCUCAACAUUUCUGUCUGUGAACUACCAACACUGUGGGUUUCUCUUGCAGAAGCUUGUUUCACAGAUCAUUAAACGUACUUUCCUUUGAAAAUACAAAAUAAAACUUAUUAGGGUAUUCUUAGCUCUAAUGGCCAUGCAAGGAGGGAUUGUCCAUUUUCAUGCCUAACUAGUUUUAUUGUAUCCUGUCAUGUCUGUUCAUAUACUGUCGGCUUGGCCAUCCGAGGCCAUCUAUUUGGAGGUACAUUAGCUUUCCAGACACGUCCACUGGUUUUUGCUCUUGGUUAUGAAAUGUGUGUAUCAAAAGUGCUUUACUUUAUGCAGUAUGUGAGCCUGCUGUAAAUGUGGGUUAUUUUAUCUCCAAGAAGGUUGAGGUUAAGGGACAGACUGCGUUUGAGAUUGAUCUCUGUCAGGCUAACGAGUUUUCAUCUGUCAAAAGUGA
Molecule: messenger RNA, 7905 nt
Organism: Epinephelus fuscoguttatus (brown-marbled grouper)
Lineage: Eukaryota; Metazoa; Chordata; Actinopteri; Perciformes; Serranidae
Gene: tmem63c
Product: transmembrane protein 63C
Exons: 23
Coding region: 89-2611 (840 amino acids)
Cellular component (GO): plasma membrane
Molecular function (GO): calcium-activated cation channel activity
Source: RefSeq, a predicted model, not a curated record